GAGUCCCCGCGUCCCCGCGUCCCGUGCGCUCCGCCCGCCGGGCAUGGAGUAGUGGCGCAGCUCGGGGCGCGGGGACAGACGUGCGCACAGACGGCGGCGACUCCAGCGGCUCCAGCGAGCCCAGCUCCCGGCGCGUGUCGGAGUCUCCCAGCCCCGCGGCCCCGAGCGCACGAUGCGCGGACCCGGGCGCCCCCUCCUCCUGGGGCUGCUGCUGGUGCUGGGGGCGGCGGGGCGCGGCCGGGGGGUCGCGGAGCCCCGGGAGCCGGCGGACGGACAGGCGCUGCUGCGGCUGGUGGUGGAGCUCGUCCAGGAGCUGCGGAAGCACCACUCGGCGGAGCACAAGGGCCUGCAGCUCCUCGGGCGGGACUGCGCCCUGGGCCGCGCGGAGGCGGCGGGGCUGGGGCCUUCGCCGGAGCAGCGAGUGGAAAUUGUUCCUCGAGAUCUGAGGAUGAAGGACAAGUUUCUAAAACACCUUACAGGCCCUCUUUAUUUUAGUCCAAAGUGCAGCAAACACUUCCAUAGACUUUAUCACAACACCAGAGACUGCACCAUUCCUGCAUACUAUAAAAGAUGCGCCAGGCUUCUUACCCGGCUGGCUGUCAGUCCAGUGUGCAUGGAGGAUAAGCAGUGAGCAGACUGUACAGGAGCAGCACACCAGGAGCCAUGAGAAGUGCCUUGGAAACCAACAGGGAAACAGAACUAUCUUUAUACACAUCCCCUCAUGGACAAGAGAUUUAUUUUUGCAGACAGACUCUUCCAUAAGUCCUUUGAGUUUUAUAUGUUGUUGACAGUUUGCAGAUAUAUAUUCGAUAAAUCAGUGUACUUGACAGUCAUAUCUGUCACUCUUAUUUUAAAAAAAACACAAAAGGAAUGCUCCACAUUUGACGUGUAGUGCUAUAAAACACAGAGUAUUUCAUUGUCUUCAUUAGGUGAAAUCGCAAAAAAUAUUUCUUUAGAAACGUAAGCAGAAUCUUAAAGUAUAUUUUCAUAAAACAUAAUUUGAUAUUCUGUAUUACUUUCACUGUUAAAUUCUCAGAGUAUUAUUUGGAAUGGCAUGAAAAAUUAAAAUUUCGGUCAUGUUUUAGAGAUAGUGGAGUGUAAAUCUGUGGCUAAUUCUGUUGGUUCUUUGUAUAAUAAAUGUAAAAUAGUAUUCCAGCUAUUGUGCAAUAUGUAAAUACUGUAAAUAAACACAAGUAAUAAAUGAAGUGUUUGUUAUAAUGAAUAGUCUUCAAAGUGACUCUACCUCUUUAACAGGUUCACUGUUGGGAAUUCGUGACUUGAUUUACUGAGAGAUCAUGACACUGGCAAAAGGUCAGAGAAUAUGAAAGCCAUAAACAAAUGAAAACUUGAAGCCUAAGAAUUUCUCUAAGGGAUAAUUAGCAUUUUUUUUUAAAGUAAAGGCUACUAUAUAUUGGUGACAUAAUUUCCUAAGAUAGUCCCCGAUUUGCUGGGAAAUCUUCCAAAUAAGGUUGUAUCCAUUAUUUACCAAGCGAUUUUGUAAUCAUGAAAAUGCUAAACUAGGAGGAACCUUAAGACUUUUAAGCAGUCUCAGAAUUUUACAUGUAGAUGUAUUUUAAACAAAUCUAAUUGGAUCCAAUUUAAAAAGCUGAAUUCGGCAAAGCAAUGAGCUUCUCCAUUCAUCUGAGCCCUUGUCGGCAGAUGGUGUCGUCUGGGUGUAGCCUAAGGACAGAAUAGUCAAGAGUCCUAGGAUUUGUUUGAGGAUCUGUAUUUAUAGAGAUAAAUAUUAAAGAAAAACUAUAGGAUUUUAUUUCCAAACAUAAAGGAAUAGAAGAGUAAGAAAUUUUGACUUUGAGAUUAAAAGCAAUUACUGAAUGAAGAGAACAGGGUGUAACUUUUGAAGUGCUCUUAUUUAAUCCUGUUUUCUAAUUACAGCUCAUUACUUGACCUUUUCUUAAUUUUUUAUGUUUUAAGGAUAUCAUGUUCAAAUAUCCAAUCUAUUAAUAUUUAAUCCCCUCAGUUUUCUGUAUGUCUAAGUAAUUCCAACAAGAGCAAGACUCACUGAGCAAGACUCACUGGAACUUUCUUCCUAUGAAGACAGCCUGGCACUUCCACACGGUACAGUGGGGAAACUACUCACUUUCAUCUGGCAACAGCUCAUCCUCCAGGCACUAGUGAGUCAAGGAUCAAAUGUGUCUCCUCCCCCUGGCACUGCCUGGGACCCUCAUGAUACUGAGGUCAGGAGUGCGGAUGUCCUGGCCAGGCAGCUGUGCGUCACUGCACAGGAGGGCGCAGCGUAGAGGCAACAGGUCCAGAGGAUGGUAUUAGGCAAGGACAUUUCCAGCUGUAGAACCUCAAACUUCCUUCAGAAACUAGACAUGAUGAUAUGGGGCAGCAAUGUGCUUAUUUUCAUCAUUUUACUUCCUUAUCCUGAAGAUAAAAUAUGCACACCUAACAUCACAGAUCAUGUAAAAAGGACAAUACAAUGUUUUCAAAUGCUUCCUUACUUGUCAAUAAGAAAACAGGCAGACACCAGAUUUAUAUCUCUAGUUGUAUUUUUAUAACUCCCCAGUUUAUUUUGAAAUAUUCAUGAUUUUGACAUUAUCUCAAAAUACACAGAAAUUACCUUAUAUCUGCCUAUACAUUUAUUAAAUGCUGAUGAAGAAUACUUAUUCAAUAUUUAAGCAUGCCAAAUAAUAACACUUUUCCCAACUUUUAAAAUUAUUUUUAAAAAUAAGCCAAUUUAUAUUUGGACAUUUGGGUUACAUGUGCAUAUAAAAGCAGUCAUAUUCCUCAACUGACCAUAGACUAGCAUACAAGUGUCCUUCUUUCUGGAUGUAAUUAAGUUUCAGAGGCAAAGUGGUUCAGAUGGGAGCCAAUGAGCUGACCUCCUCGUGAAGUAAACUCGACAAAAAUCAUGAAGUAUUGAAGGUGCCAACGACUGAUUCCAUAAAUGUUUCUCUCUUCCCUAUCUUUUCAAUAUACAAGUGUGCACUACGGGUGUAUAUAAAUUAAAACACUUCUAAUCUAGACUGUGAGCUCCUACGGAGAGGGCUACUGUCAAUCCAUAAAAGGCCCUAGGGAAGAGAGAGGUAGCACUGGGGAGCAGAGGGCACCUGCCCUCCGUCAGGCCAUCCACACAAAUCUACUGAAGAGGUAGACUCGAUUAUCUAAGUCCCAACAGGCUUAGAUGUUGACCUGGGAC
Messenger RNA from Pongo pygmaeus (Bornean orangutan), 3163 nucleotides. It is a transcript of the gene ALKAL2, whose product is annotated as ALK and LTK ligand 2. Gene Ontology annotation, molecular function: receptor tyrosine kinase binding; receptor signaling protein tyrosine kinase activator activity. Gene Ontology annotation, biological process: positive regulation of ERK5 cascade; positive regulation of ERK1 and ERK2 cascade. Bases 173 to 631 code for a protein of 152 amino acids. Lineage: Eukaryota; Metazoa; Chordata; Mammalia; Primates; Hominidae. The record is from RefSeq and is a predicted model, not a curated record. The transcript has 6 exons.